Solea solea (common sole) is the source of this 2027-nucleotide messenger RNA. Its product is annotated as cytochrome P450 2F2-like. NCBI's taxonomy places the organism in Eukaryota, Metazoa, Chordata, Actinopteri, Pleuronectiformes, Soleidae. Gene Ontology annotation, biological process: xenobiotic metabolic process. The transcript is spliced from 11 exons. Gene Ontology annotation, cellular component: cytoplasm; intracellular membrane-bounded organelle. The record is from RefSeq and is a predicted model, not a curated record. Gene Ontology annotation, molecular function: iron ion binding; oxidoreductase activity, acting on paired donors, with incorporation or reduction of molecular oxygen, reduced flavin or flavoprotein as one donor, and incorporation of one atom of oxygen; heme binding. Bases 57 to 1541 code for a protein of 494 amino acids.
ACUUGCGUCAGCUUUAAGCACCGAGCCGCCUCAGAUCGGCACUCGCCGUUCCAAAAAUGUUUGUUUCUUUCAUGCUUCUGUGGUUCUGUGUUGUCUUGCUUGUUGUUUGUCUCAAAUGUCAGAGACCCAAGAACUUUCCUCCUGGACCUUGUCCACUGCCGGUGCUGGGGAACUUACUGAACCUCAGCAUAGACAACCCCAUGACAGACUUUGAGAGGCUGAGGAUGUGCUAUGGCAACAUCUACAGCCUGUUCAUUGGUCCCAAACCUGCUGUCGUCAUUAAUGGGGUGCAGGCCAUGAAGGAGGCCAUGAUAACUAAAGCCGUGGAUUUCGCUGGACGACCCCAGGACAUUUUUGUCAGUGACCUCACACGAAACGGAAUGGUUCUGGCAGACUAUGGCCCGAGUUGGAAGGAGCAUCGCCGAUUUGCUCUGAUGACCCUGAGGAAUUUUGGUCUGGGGAAGACGUCCAUGGAGCAGAGGAUUCUGGGAGAGAUGGAGUUCACAGUGGAUAUCUUGGAGAGGAGCAUUGGUACAAACGUAAGCCCUAAAGUCAUGUUUCACAACGCAGCCUCCAACAUCAUCUGCCAGGUUCUGUUUGGGACACGUUACGACUACGACGACGACUUCAUCAAAGUGGUCGUUCAGUGCUUUAAGGAGAAUUCUAAGAUCGCUAAUGGGCCCUGGGCGUUGCUGUAUGACUUCGUACCCAUGAUUCGAAACCUUUCUCUGCCCUUCACAAAGGCCUUUAAGAACAUGGAGACGUGUAAGAAACUCGUAACUCGUCUCAUUACUGAGCACAAAGAGACCAGAGUCUGUGGGCAACCGCGAGACUUUCUGGACUGCUAUUUGGAUGAGCUGGAUACGAGAGGUGACGAUGGCUCCUCUUUCUGUGAGGAGCGACUCGUUAUGUUUGUCCUGGAUCUUCACUUUGCUGGCACCGAAACUGCAUCCAACACCCUGCUGACUGGCUUCCUCUACCUCAUGACCUACCCCCAUAUUCAAGAGAGAUGUCAGCAGGAGAUAGAUCGUACACUGCAAAAUAAGGAUCACGUCACUUAUGAUGACAGGCACAAUAUGCCUUACAUGCAGGCUGUGAUCCAUGAAGUCCAGAGAAUAGCCAACACUGUCCCUCUCAGUGUCUUCCACUGUACAACACGAGACACGGAGCUCAUGGGAUAUUCCCUCCCCAGGGGCACAUUAAUUAUCCAGAACCUGCACUCGGUGCUGAAUGAGGAGGAACAGUGGAAAUUCCCUCACGAAUUCAACCCUGAAAACUUCCUGAAUGACCAGGGAGAGUUUGUUAAAGCAGAGGCUUUCAUGCCGUUCUCUGCAGGUGCUCGUGCGUGUCUCGGAGAGGGCCUGGCUCGUAUGGAGCUCUUCCUCAUCAUGGUGACUUUGCUAAGGAAGUUCGAGUUUGUCUGGCCUGAGGAUGCGGGACGGCCAGACCUCACACCGGUGUAUGGCGUCACUUUGUCUCCCAAACCUUACUGUAUGAAGGUUCAGCUCAGAACUACUCACUGCAGAAAUAUAGAAAGUUAAUACAAACUGAUGGACAUGUGGCAAGUACCAGCGUUUACUCCACGACAUUUACCAAAUAAAUUGUGUACUUCUACUCCACUUAUAUUUCCCCUAUCUCUGUUACUCGUUACUACCAAAUGAAAUCAGAAGAAGAAUUGUUAAUGGUCUAUUUAUAUAGCGCUUUUCUAGUCUUGAUUAGUACAAUUUAUAUGAGAAAAUUACUUUUGAUACUUGAGUACACUAAAUGUCAUACGCUCACUGAAUGAGUUUGCAUUAGUGUAUUACAUGAGCAAUUUGACAGUAACAUUUUCUUUAUUUAACUCUGAUGGGGAAAAAAAGACACUACAUCUGCGUAAUGCCUCCCCCAAGUGGUCAAAGUUAUGUAUUGCAUGUAAUAAGGAGUUGCAUUUUUAAACGGCAAAGCCUCGUGGGGCCAAGUAGUAACUCUUUAAGUCAUAGUAAAGAAACAAUAUGGUAAUCAUUUUGAAAUAUACAGGUUUGAUUAUA